Nymphalis io (European peacock) is the source of this 838-nucleotide messenger RNA. RefSeq names its product probable cytochrome P450 313a1. The record is from RefSeq and is a predicted model, not a curated record. Gene Ontology annotation, molecular function: heme binding; monooxygenase activity; iron ion binding. The transcript is spliced from 7 exons. Bases 65 to 838 code for a protein of 257 amino acids. Lineage: Eukaryota; Metazoa; Arthropoda; Insecta; Lepidoptera; Nymphalidae.
AACACUUGUACUUCUGUUGGCCGGUACUGAUACCUCAGCUGUUGGGAUUUGCACCACAAUUUUAAUGUUGUCACAACAUACUGAUGUACAAGAAAGAGUUUACAAAGAAAUACAAGAAGUAAUUGGUGAUUCAGAUAAGCCUUUACAAUUGAAAGAUUUGGACGAAUUAAAGUAUUUGAAAGCCGUUAUAAAUGAAACAUUAAGACUUUAUCCACCAGUUCCUUUUAUUCUUCGAUAUUGUAAAGAUGAUCUAAAACUUCCUACUAGUUUAAUUUUACCCGAAGGUAGUAAUGUAAUCAUUAGUAUCUGGGGAAUACAUCGUAAUCCUGAGCACUGGGGUGAAGAUGCGAAUGACUUCAAUCCAGAUCACUUUAUGUCUGGAAAAAUACCAAAUGCAUUUAUGCCAUUCAGUAAUGGCCCACGAAACUGUAUUGGUCUUAAAUAUGCGAUGCUGUCGAUAACAACUAGUUUGGUGGCACUUCUGCGACAAUACCAUUUCAAUCCUGCUACAAAUUUCAAAUACGACAAAAACAAUCCACUUCGAUUUUCCUUUGAUGUUAUGAUGAAACACGUGGUUUUACAGUUCAAGUGGAAAAUCGUAAUAAAAUCUGUUAUUGAAUCUGCUUUAUCUGACCACAAACAAUUGUACCUCGAGAUUAAAAGAUCAGAACCAGAGCGUAUAAAGAGACGUCAAUAUGAAUCAAUAAACUACACGAAUCUCGUGAAGUCAGUUGAAAAUAUUAUCGGGAACGUCAAGAAGAGGGUAAUCGAACUACCCCUUGUCAUGAACGUUCAUGUAAUCAAAACAGGUUACCUCGCGUCGGGAACGUUCAUGUAG